This is a messenger RNA of Thelazia callipaeda (thelaziosis nematode), 549 nucleotides long. Lineage: Eukaryota; Metazoa; Nematoda; Chromadorea; Rhabditida; Thelaziidae. The record is from the annotation of a GenBank genome assembly.
AUGAGCAAGAAUUUGGCAUGUGUAUUGCACGGCAAGAAUGAUUUGCGCAUUGAAGAAUGUGAAAUGCCGGUUCCCAAGGCAGGUCAACUGCUCAUUAAAGUUCAUACCGUUGGCAUCUGCGGUACCGAUGUCCACUUUUGGACUCACGGUAAAAUUGGAUCGUUGGAACCAAAAAAACCUAUGAUUAUGGGCCAUGAGUGUAGUGGGGUCAUCGCUGGUAUAGGAUCUGACGUAAAGGACUUUGCACUGGGCGAUCGUGUAGCGCUUGAACCGGGUAUUGCUUGCCGGAAGUGUAGUUUUUGCAAGCAUGGAAGAUAUAAUUUAUGUCACGAAAUGGAAUUUUUUGCCCUUCCACCAACCGAUGGUCUCAUUACUGACGCAUAUUUUAGAAUCCCAGACAGCAUGAGUAUGGAAGAAGCAUCAUUCUUGGAACCAUUUAGCGUGGGUCUGCACGCUUGUCGGAAUGCGAAUAUCGAAAUAGGUGACAAAGUGCUGGUACUCGGAGCAGGUCAGAUUACUAUUAAUCAGCUCACGUAUUUAAUAAAAUAA